CGCACAAAGUCCGUUAAGUGGUAACCCUGAAGACAUCGCGCGCAUGACAGGAGAGGCCAAGCUUACUUAGUAAAGGAGUAUCACUGGCGUCGACAGGUUGUAGUUCCUUACGAUGGAGCUGAUGUUAGCAUGUUCCUUUGCGUGUUUAAUAGUGCCUAUCUCAGGCAGUCUUAUGUGUUCACCUCUGGAGCUAUUUGGACCUAUCCAGAUGAAUUUGUCAGUUGUGAAUGUCACAUUUGAAACAGUCGACUCUUUGGGCCUGUUACACUGUGUACGAGAAUGCUAUGUGAAAAGACGGUGCAAGUCCUUUAAUUAUGAAUCACAAACAGAAACAUGCUUUCUAAACUCCAAAACUGAUACCGAGGUUGAAGCGUCUGACAGGGUCAACAUCGCGAACAUUAUGUACAGCAACAUCGCCGACUGGUCCGGGAAGCUGGCGGGUGCUUGUAACAACCACACAUGCCCCUUGGACUCCGUCUGUGUCGACAGGAACGACGUAGCCGCUUGCGAGACCAUCUACUGCAAAAACACGACUUCUCCAGUCAAUGGUGUUGUACAGCUGGGAGGACGUUCCUUCUUCAACCAAGGCGACGAGAUGGAGUUUAGUUGCAGCACUGGGUAUUUGGCGUCCGGGAAGAUUGUCUGUGAGAAGGAGGGGGUAUGGAAUAGCACCGCCCUCUGCACCCUUUUACCACUUCAACCAAGGCGACGAGAUGGAGUUUAG
Haliotis rubra (blacklip abalone) is the source of this 724-nucleotide messenger RNA. RefSeq lists its product as uncharacterized. NCBI's taxonomy places the organism in Eukaryota, Metazoa, Mollusca, Gastropoda, Lepetellida, Haliotidae. Bases 113 to 724 code for a protein of 203 amino acids. The transcript has a single exon. The record is from RefSeq and is a predicted model, not a curated record.